Molecule: messenger RNA, 1394 nt
Organism: Sorex araneus (European shrew)
Lineage: Eukaryota; Metazoa; Chordata; Mammalia; Eulipotyphla; Soricidae
Product: structure-specific endonuclease subunit SLX1-like
Exons: 6
Coding region: 429-1238 (269 amino acids)
Biological process (GO): double-strand break repair via homologous recombination
Cellular component (GO): Slx1-Slx4 complex
Molecular function (GO): 5'-flap endonuclease activity; crossover junction DNA endonuclease activity
Source: RefSeq, a predicted model, not a curated record
GACCCGACACAGCUCGGACCGCGCACCACUAUUCCGCCCUUACUGAGGCCACUUCCGCCGAAGCAUCUACUUCCGCCCCUAGGGAGGCGGGUGUAAGCACGGCACUUCCGGCCCCGGCCAGCAGAGCUUCCACGGUCUCGAGUCUCGGCGCCGGCGGUCAGCGGGGCUGGGGGUCAGUCGGCACGAGGAAGGGUCAGCCUCCUGUACGGACUCGUUAGGGUCCAGACACCCUCGCUGCAGCCGGGAGAGGGAACACGAACCCGCGCUGCUGUGGCGUUUAGGCCACCUCGGGGUCGUCCCAAGCACUUGCCCCCAACACGAGCAUCUCGCGGCCCCCGCCCAUCCCUUCCCGGGCUCGCGGGCUCGGCGGUCCACCCCAGGCCGCCUCCACCCCCAGCUUCGGCCCUCGACCCCACGCCUCGCCCCAGAUGAGCCCCGCGGGGGGCUUCUUUGGCGUCUACCUCCUCUACUGCCUGAACCCCAAGCACCCGGGCCGCGUCUACGUGGGCUUCACGGUCGACCCAGCGCGUCGCGUGCAGCAGCACAACGGGGGCCGCAAGAAAGGCGGGGCCUGGCGGACGAGCGGGCGCGGGCCCUGGGAGAUGGUGCUCAUCGUGCACGGCUUCCCUUCAGCAGUGGCCGCCCUUCGGUUCGAGUGGGCCUGGCAGCACCCGCAUGCCUCGCGCCGCCUGGCACACGUGGGUCCCAAGCAGCGCAGCGAGGCCACGUUCGCCUUCCACCUGCGCGUGCUGGCGCACAUGCUGCGCGCGCCGCCCUGGGCGCGCCUCCCGCUCACGCUGCGCUGGCUGCGCCCCGACUUCCGCCAGGAGCUGUGUCCACCGCCGCCGCCGCACGUGCCGCUGGCCUUCGGGCCUCCGCCCCCGAGGCGCCGCGCCGCCCCCUCUGCCCAGCCGGCCCGGGACCCGGACUCCGAGGCCCGCUGCAGCCUGUGUGCCCGCGAGCUGCAGGAUGAAGAGGGGCCCCUGUGCUGCCCGCACCCCGACUGUCCCCUCCGCGCCCACAUGAUCUGCCUGGCAGAGUUGUUCCUGCAGGAGGAGCCUCAGCAGCUGCUGCCCCUGGAGGGCGAGUGUCCCGGCUGCAGGAACUCGGUGCUGUGGGGAGACCUGAUCUGGCUGAGCGGCAAGGGCCACCAGGAGGCAGAGGACGAUGAGGAAUUCAAGGAGGCACACUGGACAGACAUGCUGGAGACUGACCAGCCCCCACACCCCUGCACCUGACCCUCUGUACCCUCUAGACCUGACUUCCCUCCCCCUACACCUGCCUUCUGCCCCCAACCUACCCUCUUCCCAUUCCUUUUCUCUGCCCUCCCUGCUCAUCUGAGGGGUGUAAAUAUGCAUUUUUUACUCAGUUCAAUAAAAUUUCUGAAUAAUGGG